This is a messenger RNA of Drosophila ficusphila, 1269 nucleotides long. It is a transcript of the gene Nuf2, whose product is annotated as microtubule-associated tumor suppressor 1 homolog A. The record is from RefSeq and is a predicted model, not a curated record. The transcript is spliced from 3 exons. The coding region runs from base 64 to 1239 and encodes 391 amino acids. Gene Ontology annotation, cellular component: Ndc80 complex; kinetochore. Lineage: Eukaryota; Metazoa; Arthropoda; Insecta; Diptera; Drosophilidae.
UCACACCAAGUCAAACCAAAGAGCGUCGAUUUAAAAAUACUUGAAAACAAAAAACUUAUUGAAAUGGCGGUUUCUGCCGAAAUUGAUAGGGUGACGGAACAGGGCAACUGUCUGAUGCCGGACAUCAAUAUUUGUCACGCCGAUUUGGCCAAUCCCACUGAGGCCAUCGUGACCAAGAUCAUGGUGCAUUAUUUGCGGUGUUUUGGGUUUCGCCUGGAUCCGCCCCAUAAGAUGGUUUCCGAACCCGCCCAUUCGUCGCGGGAGUCACGCGUAUUCCUAAUACGACUGUGCCGCCAAAUAGAGCGCAUCAUCCAGAUCAGUUUUCCCAACAAAACGUACAGUUAUAUGGACAUAAUUAAGCCAGCUGUCAAAAAAACGCUAGCCACCCUGAGCUACUUGUUCAACUAUUUGGCGUACUACAAAGUGUUCAAGAAAAACGUAUUGGGACCCGUAGAAGAGGCCAUUAAGCUAAAAGACUCGCUGACAGCCGAAAUCAAAGCGAAAAGCCAGCAGUUGGAGCAUUCAAAGGAGUAUGAGGUGGCUAUCAGCCAGAUCAAGAAAGAACUGCAGGAUACCCAAGCCAAACUCCUCCAGCUAAAGAAAUCGAGCAGCGAACAAAACAAUGGCCUGGAACUCCUCGAACAGCAGCAGGCGGAGCUGGAGAAGCGCAUCAGUCACUGGGAAGAGCAAGUCGUGGAAGAGGCUCAAGUUAAAGAACUGCGAGACAAAAUCAAGAGCGCCUAUUCACACGUAGAAAGCUACAAGGCGGAGCUGGCCACCAAAGAACAGGUAACCAAUGAGCAUCGCCGGGUGAUUGAAUCUAGCCAGGAAGUAGUCUCGGCUCUGGAAAAGGCCACAGCUAGUCUUUCUCUUAUUAAACUGGAGGAUCACAAAGACAGCUGCAAGGAGCUGGAUUCGAUGGAGAAGCAAGUGCCCAAGUUGGAGUCGAAUUACCAAAAGCAACGCCAGCUUUUGGAGGCCAAGAAGCAAGAACUCUUCACUUGCGGUCAGCAGUACGAGUCCCAGAAGCAGAAUCACAACGCGGAGGACCAGAAGCUGCAAAAACAGCUCGAAAGUCUGAAGUUUGACAUGGAGAAUAACAGCAAACGCCUACAGGAAUUUGAUAACCGCAUUAUGGAGAUAGACCAGCGAACUUUGGGCCAAGAGCAGCUGCAUGCCAUUUUGAUGGAUCACAUUUGUAAGACUCUCGGUGAAAACUGGCAGUUGAUUUCCACUUAAUAUACUGAUUUUAUUCUAUAAACUGCAAAA